AAUCGCUAUGAUAAAUAAAUGUGGAGAGAGUGGAUCUCCCUGCCUUACUCCUCUAUUAACUUCAAAAUAUCUCACUUCACUGCACUAAAAGUGAAGUGGAAGAACGCCAUCUCGUGCUCAAACACCGUGGUUACGGGUGACGCAUAUUUUCUGGGAUUAAAUAAAAACACCUGAUAAAUUUCGGUAAAUCAUCACGGUCAUCAUGUUUGACGUAGCGCUAGCAGAAGCAGGGGCUCAAGUGCCUAUUUCAACGUCAAGUGAUGAAAAUUUUCCUCCCGAGAAUAUAAUUGAUGGCAAAUCAGAGACAUUCUGGGCCACCACGGGAUUGUUCCCACAGGAGUUCAUCAUCUCAUUUACGUCUUUGAUGUCACUGGAACAGAUUAAAAUCAACUGUUAUCAGGUGAAAGGUUUAGCCAUAGAACGCAGUGUGGAGAAUGAACCUGUCAACUUUGAGCAGUUUUGUGAAAAAGAUUUGGGUCCAUCCGAUGCUUCAUUACAAACAGAGGAAUUUCCUGGGGAGAAUUCAAGUGCAAGGCACCUCAAGUUCGUUAUUAAGUCUGGGUAUGACCACUUUGUCUUUGUAAAUAAAGUUUGUGUGAACGGCAUGGCAUCCAGGGAAUAAAUUGACUGUUUCGAAUACUACAAGCUCCUUCAGACACGAGGAAAAUGAUGUGAGACCAUCAUGUCUCUCAGAGAGAGGGUGACAUUACCAUUUAUCACUAUAAGAAUUCUUAUACAAAACUGGGCCCCGUCUAACAAAGAGUUGAGAUUGAUCUGAUGAAUCACAACUAUGGACGGCCAGCAACGUCAACAUCUAUUAUGCAUGUUUGUUCAAAAUAAUUUCAAACUAUGAUGUAUAUUCAUGCAUUUAUUGUUUUCUUGAAAAUUCACUGUGCUUCUCUUUGUUUACAAGCGACAUUGUGCAAAUUUUCUGUAGAAAAAAUUAUGACUCUGAUGGAUUUCCAUAGUUACAAUUGAUUGGAUCAAUCGUAACUCUUUGUAAGACUGGGCCCAGGAAUACCUUAACCCUAAACAGGCCAGGGGGGGUUGAAUCAACCCUCCCUCAACAUUUUCUGCAAUCAUUCCGCCGCACGAAAUUUUUUGACCGCGCCACUCGCAGAGUUUAUACUUGUAAGUCUCGCGCAUCUUUUGAGACCAAAUUUACGACGCCCGGGUACGCGGUUCUGAAAUUACGCAACAUUUUAUAAGUGCAUGUCAGACCAAAAAUUGUUCCAAAACGUGAUUUUGUGUACAAAGUCAAUGCAAAUUGAGUUUUCUCAUCUUAUUCAUAAAGAUAUGAUUAUUUUUACUUUAAACAGCUGAAAUCAAUUGAUUUUAGCAUAAUUUUCCUUAAAAAAGGUUAUGCAAUAAAUCUGGUGAAAAAACAAAGAAAAACAAAAGGUUGAAAAACAAAGAAAUACAUAAGAAAUUCAUAAAACAAUAAAAUACAUAAGAAAUUGAUUUCCAAACCAAAGUUUUUUUCAAUUGCGAUUGUUAAGAAUGCUACAAAGAAUAUCUUUACCAAAAAUUAGCAUUCUAGGAGCUUUAUUUAGUGAAUUAGAGCAAAAAGUAUGAUUUAUGCAUAAAUUAGCAUAAUUAAUUCAAAUAAAAUCAAAUCUCAUUAUUUUGGAAAAUUUUACCAUACAGCCUUGUAGAUUACAAAAUUUUUGCGGCGCUCGCACGAUCAGCGGCCGAGAUCUCAGGGGGGGGGGGUGAAUCAACCCCCCCCCCCCCCCCAGCCACAGAACAGCCAAAAAAGCCCGGCCUAGUUCGGGUUAAGGUCCACCUGUUUAUAAAGACCACAUGUUGGUUUCCCUAGAAUCAUUUUUCACAUUCUUUUGUCUGCCUUGGAUUAUGACAACCAUAUGCCUAGACCAAAAGCUUCAGUCUCUGUUUUGGUUGUUCCGCUGAACUGCGUUGGCUCCACUCAAUGGGGAUUAUAGUAAAAUGUCAGAAAUUGUUAAAUAAAUCCCCAGAAACGACGGUUAUUCCUGUCUGCUGCAGAGCUUUUGUGUAUGGUAUGGCUACCUCAGGUGGUCUUUAUAAACAGGCUUGACUUUAUACAUACUUAUGGAAAUAUCAUAUUGUUCAAUAUGUUGCCAAGCUUCACAUCAAAUUUGUCUGUAUAACUCAAGUACUCAAUUGAUGAAUGUCCUGGAUUGUAGAAGACGAAUGAGAAGGACAGCAUCAUAAAUAGUAUCCUUGAAAAUGAAUCAUCCUUGUUCGACUAUCAUCUGGAUCAGGGGCGGAUCCAGGAUUUUUCAAGCUAGAGGGGGGGGGGGGCUCAUUUUCCUGAGGAAAAAUUUGACAAGAAAAAAAGAAAAGAAAGGGUUUUAACCAAAAAUUAAGGGUUUUUCGUCGAGGAAAAAAUUGACAAGCAAAAGAAAAUAAAGGUCUUCACUUUCAAAAGGGGGAGGGCACACUUCUGUUUUAACAGCAUUUUUACAUUACAAAUUUUGAUUGUGCCUCUCAAAGGGGGGGGGGGGGGCAUGGGCCGGCUGUGCCCCCCUGGAUCCGCCAGUGAUCUGGAUAAAACCUCAAGUCAAUGCUACUAUGUGACUAUAAAGUGUAGCUUUGAGACACUUAUGGAUACAAAAUAAUGAAUUUAUAGGAAGAUUUUUUGUAGAUGAUUAUUCCUCGAGUUAUGUCAAAGACCACUUGUUUAUGUAAAUCCUCAAAUUGAAUGGAGUGGAUUUUAGAAAAUAGCAAAGGAAUUGAGUUUUUUCAAAGUAAGUCUCUGAAACAUUGAUAGUCUUUAUUACUACUUUAAUUUAUGAUCUUGAGUCUAGACUUCAUAAAGAUAUUCUUAUUGAAUCUUUGUAACUGUGCUAGUAGGCCUACUGAUUUAAUCACUGAGAAAAUAUUGUCGCAUGGAGUUGAUCCUGGGAACCGUUUCAUCAACAUUUUGUCCAAAAAGUCACAUCUGACAUCUUUCCUUGAUUCUGAGUGGCUGAGAAGUACUGCUACUAUGGUAACUGUCGGAUAAAAUGAGACUAGUCAGAUAAAACGUCUGACAAGUCCUUUCAUGAAAUGCUCCCUAGCUAGGUCAGGACAUAAUUUUUUUUUUUUGGGGGGGAGGCAUUGUGUAAAUUUCUUCAAGAUUUUCUGAUGAAAAAGUAUUUUGUUCCAAAAAAGGAUGCAGCUGUGUAAAAAAGAAAUAUGAGAAAAAAAAAGGUAUUCACACAAAAAGAUCGAAGGAGGUACUCUAAGAAAGAGCAGGCAUAAGACAAUUUGGGAUGAAAAGGUGGAAGAGGGUAUGUUCCCCAAGUAACCCCUUGAUCUGUUUUGGUCCAGUACAUUGACAUCAUUUUGAGUUUAUCAUGAAGACGGUAAACCACUUUGUUUUUUAGUUUGAAUAUUGGGUUUAAACAAGAAGUUUCUGGCAUGUAUUUUAUAAACUUCCCCCCAAAUCCAUGGUUUGAAUAUAUGCAUGUUAGAUUUUUUUUUCAAGUUUCAUUGCUCCUUGUAUGUAACCAUGGACCUGGAACAUUCUAAACAAUUUAAUGUUCAUUUGAAAUGACCUUUGUUUGAUUUUUUAUUCUCUUUUAUACAAACAUAAUACUUAGUACUAGGGUUACUGUUCCAAAUACAUGUUGGUAAUUUCUAUAGAUUUUGUUCUCUUCAAAUUGAUCACAUUGUGUUGUACAUAGGUGUUCUAGCUAAAGUGUAUAUAUUGUAUGAAAUAAAGAAUAUAUGUAAUGUGUUUGUAUAGAUUA
Molecule: messenger RNA, 3716 nt
Organism: Lytechinus pictus (painted urchin)
Lineage: Eukaryota; Metazoa; Echinodermata; Echinoidea; Temnopleuroida; Toxopneustidae
Product: intraflagellar transport protein 25 homolog
Exons: 4
Coding region: 203-622 (139 amino acids)
Biological process (GO): intraciliary transport
Cellular component (GO): cilium; intraciliary transport particle B; centrosome
Source: RefSeq, a predicted model, not a curated record